AGAAGGAGGAUUGGGCCACUUUCAAAGAAAAGAUGAUGUCAGAUCAUGCUAUAAAAAAGCGAGAAAAGGCGCUUGAGAGCGCAAAGAAGAACACACAUCAUCACCACUUAGGUCAGAGGAGUUAUGGAGAUGCUAGAGAGUUGUGGAGGCAGGAGAAAUUCGGUCCACCUAGUUUUGAUUCUGGAUCGUCUUCUAGUACACCAUCCUCCUCGGUGUCCUCCAGUUUUAACCGGGGUGAUGAUUGGUGUUGCGCGAUGCAUAAGAAAGAUCCUGUUACUAAACAGAGAUUCAUUCCAGAUGAGGAAACAAAGAAAGCAGCUGACAAAUACGUAUGUAUAUCAUUAUAAUUAACUUUUAGUUUGACAUGAAUAUUUUUUCAUUUAUUAACUACAUUAUUACUGUUAACUUGCUUUUUGGGCAGUUGGAGUACAAGGAGAAGCAAG
This is a messenger RNA of Beta vulgaris subsp. vulgaris (sugar beet), 443 nucleotides long. RefSeq lists its product as uncharacterized. The transcript has 2 exons. The coding region runs from base 33 to 347 and encodes 104 amino acids. NCBI's taxonomy places the organism in Eukaryota, Viridiplantae, Streptophyta, Magnoliopsida, Caryophyllales, Amaranthaceae. The record is from RefSeq and is a predicted model, not a curated record.